AUUUGCCAACGGGAUGUCAUCUCUCAUAUUCAUAUAUGUAUGUACACAGAAAAUGGGCAUCAUGCGGACAAAAGUGUUUCAUUUGGCAAAGCUCAGACAGUCGCCAACUUCGAUGUUACAUCAAUUGUCGGGGAUGCGAGAAAUUGGAAGGAAAAAAUUUAAAAAAAAAAAAAAAAAAGGGCAAAUUCAAAUGGAUAAAGAAAAUUGACGGUCAAAAGCAACUGGACAUCAAUCCUCGUUUUCUUCUGCGCCGGUUUGGGGGGUUUACCAGGUUGAUCCCUUCUGCCAUCUCGGCUCAGAAGCGGGCACUGGUUGAUCAUUUCGCUUAUUAUGGAGUUUUGGAAAUCAAAGUUGAACGGAUGGGUGUCAGGCGAGUGUGGAUUUGGCAUUCUUUAUUCCCAAGCUCAAUGGAAAGGGGAGCAUGUGCCAUUGGUGCAAAGGGCGCCAAAUAAUGUAACCAUCCGGCAAAAGAUUCACCAAACGCGAAGAAAGCAUCAACACUCGUAUCUGUUCAGAGCGAUCCAAGGGGAAUACUUCCAGGAAAUUUAAAAUGUCUUGUGCAUGAGAAGCGAGUUGCUGACGUCUAUAUAAGUACACGAACAACCACAUGUAAGCUUUCAGUAUUUGGGGGGAUCGCGGUCGCGAUGUAUGGGACUCUGCAAGGCACCCAACCAGGUCCAGAAAAACCCCAAUUAAAAAAAAAAAAAAAAAAAAAAAGAAAAAG
Coccidioides immitis RS is the source of this 724-nucleotide messenger RNA. RefSeq lists its product as uncharacterized. The coding region runs from base 36 to 452 and encodes 138 amino acids. The record is from RefSeq and is a predicted model, not a curated record. Lineage: Eukaryota; Fungi; Ascomycota; Eurotiomycetes; Onygenales; Onygenaceae. The transcript has a single exon.